Molecule: messenger RNA, 2549 nt
Organism: Epinephelus fuscoguttatus (brown-marbled grouper)
Lineage: Eukaryota; Metazoa; Chordata; Actinopteri; Perciformes; Serranidae
Exons: 15
Coding region: 246-2384 (712 amino acids)
Cellular component (GO): nucleus
Molecular function (GO): ubiquitin-protein transferase activity
Source: RefSeq, a predicted model, not a curated record
CUUUUUGGAGGUUCACCUGAAACUAGAGAGGGAACAGAAAGCAGUACCAGGCAUUGAAACAAUGAAAGGGGCAAGAGAUUAAGAAGCAAAGAGGAGCUGAGGCUAAAGCAAGGACAAGAAUCUAGGUCAAGAUAUAGACAGAGGACAAGAGUGGGACUUGUUCUGAUAAGAAGUGGAACCACAAAGUAGAAUUUAAAGAACGUCUGAAUUAGAGGAGACAAAGAGUUUAGAGUUGUAUUAGAGCAAUGAAACUGAGCAAAAGGAAGGCGGUGCUGCUGGCCAUCACAGAAAACAUUGAGAUGGAGCUGUUUUCUUCAGAGGAGUCCUGCAUGGUGACAUUAAUACAAGAGGAGGAGGAGGAGGAGGAAGAAGAGGAGAGCUUUUACCAGAGACAUCUGGAGCAUCCUCUGGUCCCUGACUCUGAGGAGGAACCAGAGCCUGAGGAUCCGACCCCACCCAGGCAGCAGGCCAAGCCCAAAAAAGAGUCUCCCACCAAAACAGAGGCCGAGCACUGCCCCCCUGCUCUGGGGUCCAUGGGGUUCAUGGAGGAAACUGUGAUAGAAAUGGAGGUGUUUGAUCCCCUCAGAGUGUCUGAGAUUGAGCUGCUGGAGAUGAAGUCCCAUGAUCCUUCCAUCAUGAGCCCUCAUUCCCCAAACAAAGCUGUCUGUCUCAAGUGGAAAAGACUGACUCCGCAGAAGACUGGACUUGUGGUCAAAGACGUGGUCUGUCUACCCAGAGGACACUACCUGACACAGCUGGAGAGACUCACUGUUCCACGAGGCAAAGAACGGGCAACUCUUGCAGCCAUGGGAAUGACUGCUCGAAUCACCAUUGAUUAUGGGUGGUCGGCCAAUCAGAUGGAGAGUCGGCUGGCAGUGCUCUUCCGUGGGCAGUUUGCAAAAUGGGCAGGACAAAGGUUCUCCUUCACAUAUCUACAGUGUGUGCCGGGCUCCAGGGUGUUGUUUGUCCCAGACACCCCUGCAGAAUGCUGGACUGGAGAACAGGUCCUCAGAAUUUCCGGACAUGGUGCUUUGUACAUCCUCAGCCACCAAGACUACCCUCAGGCAGAAUCUGAGAUGUUAGCAAGCGAGCCACCUGUGGUGAACAGGAAGGAGUUUUGUCUGGAGGCCAGCACAGAGAGAUGCCCCAACGAAGACAAUCAGCUGGGAAGACAGACCCGGCUAUGUGUUCCCAGCACCACAGAGGAGUUGACGCUCGACCUGGACUCCAUCCUGAGACUGUUCAGACAGGAGAAUGUGGAUCGAGAUGUGGAGACCCACAUCCAGGUGAGGAGGAGAGACCUGCUCCAAAGCGCCAUGAAGGUGGUGAGGAGGCCGGGCUUCUGUUUCAGAUGGACACCCGUCAUCUCCUUCAGUGGAGAGGACACUGACAGCCAUGACGGACCUCUCAGAGAGUUCUUCAGAUUGACUUUGCUGGAGCUGCAGCAAAGUUCUGUGUUUGAGGGUCUUCCGGGACGUCUGUUCUUGACCUACGACCUCGCAGCUCUCGAAGACAGGAAGUAUUAUGAAGCAGGAGUUCUGAUUGGCUGGUCUCUGGCUCAGGGCGGGCCUGGACCUCAUUGUUUACACCCUGUGCUCUACGAGUUGAUGUGUGGCCAAAAUCCAUCGUUGGAGGACUUCAGCUGGAGAGACAUUGUUGAUACUGAAGCACAGAUCCGACUGCAACAGCUGCAUUGUUGCACCAGUGUGAAGCUGCUGUCUCCCAGUCUGUGUGACUGGGUGUCAAGCUGUGGGAUCCCUGGAAUCCAUUUGGCCCAUUCUGACGAAAUACCAUCUAUCUGUAUUCGCCUGGUCAAACAUUACAUCUACCAUAGGGUGGCAAGUAUGAUCUCCCAGUUCACAGAAGGGUUGAACAGCUGUGGUGGAUUGUGGGAUACGAUACUGUCUCACUGGAAGGAGUUUCUGCCAGUGAUGACGAGUGCACAGCAGCAGCCUCUGACCCUGGAAGAGUUCAAACAGCUUUUCACUGUCUGCUACAGCCACCUAGACAGCCAGCUACAGGCGGCUGAGGAAGCAACAGUUGGACACUGGGAAACAGUCCUCACUUUGAUCAGCGAUGGUCAGACAGAUUAUUCCUUUGAAGACCUCCUCGCCUUCAUCACAGGAGCUGAUCAUCUGCCUCCUCCUGGGUUCCCCAGAUUGAUCUCCCUGCGUUUUUACUCCCAGGAUGCUAGCAUGCCUGGUGUGCGUCUGCCUCACACCUCCACCUGUGCUCUGGAACUCUUCCUGCCCAGGGGACUGGCGGGGGCUGCAGACCUGUCAGCGCUGCUGAGCAGAGCCGUACACGAGGCCCUCGGCUUUACACAUUUCCAGACACAGGGAGAUGGAGAGGACAGCUGCGUAGAUGUGAUGACAAAUUUAUAAGGUGGAUGCCCGACUGGAUACUAAACAUCCUGCUGAAGCUGACACUUUGGAACUCAAAAGUUUCCACAGUAUAUGAACAAUAUGACUGUCUUUUUGACGUCUUACAGAAGCUAGUUCAGAUACUUCCUGCAUUGUGUGUCUCUGCUGAUACUUGUAUUUGAUAUU